AUGCUGUUUGUUUCGCUCCCCCCUCCCCUUUCGAGAGCACUGCUGCUCGCAGGAUACUUUACACUGUCAUGGGCACAACUCGCUUUGCCUACCUGGCGUAAAGCAAAUAUAACGACCUCCGCCGCUGCCAGGACCGCUUUUGCAAGAGCGGCGCUACAGGAAACUAUUGUGCACAUCGGAGCCAAUGGUCAGUUUCCAGACGCCGCAGACUAUGUUGUUCCUGCGAUCUUCUACUCACAGCUCGCGGCAUUCGAUGCUGCGACAGGCAGCCAACAAUAUCGCGAUAGUCUGGUGCAGUACUUUCAGAACGCAACAAUGAUACAUGCAAACUUUUCAAACUCCGAUGUCAGUCCUCCGAUUCUACUACAUGACACGCUGAACUACGGUUAUGCUGCCGUUCAAGCCUAUGUUACCUACAAGGACCCUGUUUUCCUUGAAUACGCAAUCGGAGUCUGGAAUAUCAGCAACCAAUAUACUCUUUCUCAAGCCGACAUCGACGCAGGCAGACAAAAGAGUGGUCUGAAAAACUUCGAUUUAGCACAAACCUGUCAUGGCAAAACAAUGGCUGGAGGGACUUUCGGGAUAACGGCGGUGUCCGACCCUUCGAUCGACGCUCUGCCAACUGGCCAUUUUGCGAUUCUUUCUGCUCUCUUGGCUUCAAGUACCUCCGAACCUAGAUACCUUGCUGCUGCACAGCUUUCGACGGCUUUUAUGCUGUCGCACUGGCUGAAUCCACAGAAUGUCAUGCUCGAUUAUAUGUCUGGGCGGAGCAACGACUCGUGUUCGACGGAUGCAUCGCUGCAGCCCUACGACUCGGGCAUGGCAAUUGAGGCGCUGGCGAUUCUCAUUGACAUAACCCAUGAUCCUGCGUACCAGCGCUCGUUGAACACGCUCAUUGAAGCCGCAACAACUUCAACGGUGUGGCAAGGCGCGAAUGGAGUCAUCGCAAACCGAGCGCACAGUAAUACCGGUGAUCUGUUCCUCGUUCGUGGGCUAAGCGCUGCAUAUAGCCGCAACGUGACGACCCCUCCACUGAAGGAAUAUAUCAAGGCAUAUCUCGCUGUCCAAUACAAUGCUGUCCUUGACCUUGCGCGAUCGUCAGGCCCAGACAACAACAACUAUGGCCUAUGGAUAGGACCCGCAGCCACAUCAUUCGCAUCGUUUGUCCAGACAGCGGCCCUUGGCGUGCUUGUUGCCGGAAUCGGGUUGCACAAUGAGACGCAGGCUGAGCCACCAUCAUGCCCCGUGAUUUUAAGCACUGCCAUGACUGGUGGUGGUGGUGGGUCGACGCCGUCACUAGCAUCGCCUACGUCGAUAUCCAGCACCACGACGGCUUCCGCACCCCAUCAUGGAUCACGCAUCGGGGCCGUAGCGGGUGUCACUGUCGCUGCAAUAUUCGUCGUGGCGCUGCUUUGUGCGGGAUGUAUGUUCUGGAUCCGGCGGCGGCAGUGGCAGCGGCAGCAGCGCAAUUCAGAUGCACUCUCCGUUAGCCCAAGCAUUGAUGCGCCGCCGACCAGCAUGACCACGAUCAGUCCCUUCACCUCUCCCGUCUCGCAAACAUCCUUCAACGGACUCCCAACUACUCCCGUCACGGUGUCAAGACAUUGGAAGCCCCCCAGUCAAUCAAUGUCGGAUCGCUCGCGGACGGAUGACACAUCGAUAUCCAUCGCCGCACCAGUCCAGCCAGUGCCCCGGCCUGCGUUGGCCUCAGAUGACCAUGUUCGGACUAUGCAAUCCCGCCCGCAAACUAUGUUCUAUGACAACGAGGCUCCGCCGAUGUACCCUGGAACCGGUCUAUAG
Molecule: messenger RNA, 1800 nt
Organism: Mycena indigotica
Lineage: Eukaryota; Fungi; Basidiomycota; Agaricomycetes; Agaricales; Mycenaceae
Product: Glycoside hydrolase family 76 protein
Exons: 12
Coding region: 1-1800 (599 amino acids)
Biological process (GO): carbohydrate metabolic process
Source: RefSeq, a predicted model, not a curated record